UUUUGAUUAACCUUACCAAACACCAACGUGUUCACGUUUCAUGCAUGCUUUGCAAAAUUACAAGAGCCAUCCUCAAUGCGCUAUAAAUGUUAUAUAUAUACACGUAAGAUAAUUACACUUGAAUGAAAGGCAAACUGACAACAAGCUGUGCUGCUACCCUUUUUGGAUAACAAAACCACAAGUAUUAAUGUCAUUAGAUGGUGUACAACCAAUCUAAUACACGAGUAGCACAUGGAGAUUUUUCAAUUCAAACGUCCCCCACCAGUCACCAUCACCAAUUAUAUAAACACUUCCCAUCAAACUAUACAAACAUAACCUGCACGUCACAUACAUUCACUCAUACCACACUUGCCACCACUAUCAUGGCGCAAAACCAUAAUUUCCUCAUCAUCACAUACCCCUUACAAGGUCACAUAAACCCCGCUAUCCAAUUCGCCAAGCGACUCGUUACUAUGGGUGCACAAGUCACUUUUGCUACCACUAUCUACUUACACCGUCGUCUUGUCAACAAACCAACCAUCCCCGAUCUCUCCUUCGCAACUUUUUCCGAUGGCUUUGAUGACGGUCACGAAAACAAAAGUGACGACAACUUUAUCACCUACAUGUCUGAGCUUCAAUGUCGAAGCUCAGAAUUUCUCACAAGUAUCAUACUCUCUGCCAAACAGGAAGGUCGUCCAUUCACUUGCUUAAUCUACAGUCUCAUCAUUCCUUGGGUCCCAAAAGUGGCGCGUGAGCUUCACCUCCCAUCGGCACUUCUAUGGAUUCAAGCAGCAACGGUAUUUGAUAUCUACUAUUACUAUUUUCUCAACCACGGUGACUACAUCACAAACAUAUCAGACAAUGCCAAGUGCUCGAUAGAUUUACCAGGAUUGUCAUUUUCUCUUAAAAGUUGUGACCUUCCAUCUUUUUUACUGGCUUCAAAUACGUACACUUUUGCUCUUCCAUCUUUCAAAGAGCAACUUCAAAUUUUGGAUGAAGAAACCAACCCAAGAGUACUUGUGAACACUAUUGAGGAGUUUGAAUUAGAUGCACUCAGAGUCGUUGAUGUUGGUAAGAUUAAAAUGAUACCCAUCGGACCAUUGAUUCCAUCAGCUUUCUUGGAUUGUAAGGAUCCUUCAGAUACUUCAUUUGGUGGAGACGUUAUCCGUGUGGAUUCGGAUGAUAAUUACAUUGAAUGGUUGGAUUCGAAGGAUGAGUUAUCUGUAGUUUAUGUUUCAUUUGGUUCUCUAGCAAUUUUGCCUAAGAGACAAAUGGAGGAAAUUGCGCGUGCAUUGUUGGAUUCUGGAUUUCCAUUUUUGUGGGUAAUUAGAGAUAAAAACUUGCAACAACAAAAAGAAGAGGAGGACGAGUUGAGUUGUAGAGAGGAAAUUGAGAAGAAUGGUAAUGGGAAGAUAGUGAAAUGGUGUUCACAAGUGGAGGUUCUGUCACAUAGUUCAUUGGGUUGUUUUGUGACACAUUGUGGAUGGAAUUCAACGUUGGAAAGUUUAAGUUCCGGGGUUCCUAUGGUGGCAUUUCCUCAGUGGACAGACCAAACUACUAAUGCCAAGCUAAUUGAAGAUGUGUGGAAGACUGGGGUGAGGUUAAAUCAUGAUGAUGAAGGAAUAGUGAAAGCUGAGGAAAUUAGGAGAUGUUUGGAACUGGUUAUGGGGAAGGGGGAAAAAGGAGAGGAACUAAGAAGGAAUGCUAACAAAUGGAAGAGUUUGGCUAGGGAAGCUGUGAAGGAAGAUGGGUCCUCAGAUAAAAAUCUGAAGACUUUUCUAAGUGAUAUUUGAUGUAUUAGUGAAACUUAGUUAUCUUUUAUUUCCUAGUUAUAUUUAUCUGUUGUAUUUGUGUGCAUGUUAUUGUCACAAGUUUAUGACUCUUUUUGUGUUCAUUUUUUUUCACCAUUGGUAUCCGGCUCACUGCACCGACUAAAUCUGGUUCGGAGGUAAGUUCUGAUAUCAAGUGGUUACGGUUCCCUCAUGAAAGCAGUUGCGGAGGAUCGAACUGUGAUCCUUACUACCAA
Messenger RNA from Trifolium pratense (red clover), 2005 nucleotides. RefSeq names its product phloretin 4'-O-glucosyltransferase-like. Gene Ontology annotation, molecular function: UDP-glycosyltransferase activity. The record is from RefSeq and is a predicted model, not a curated record. Lineage: Eukaryota; Viridiplantae; Streptophyta; Magnoliopsida; Fabales; Fabaceae. The coding region runs from base 198 to 1772 and encodes 524 amino acids. The transcript has a single exon.